GUCAGUUUCGGACCGGAACUAUAGCUGUAGUCCUGCAGUCAUUUAAAAGACGGAUUUAAAGGAUCUGAAGGAAGAAGUGUUUGGUGUGAGGCUGGAUAUUUAAGAGUCACUUCUGACUCUGGAUGGAGGAGUUGUACACUCUGGAGAAGGAGGUGGGCCGGGGCAGUUAUGGUGUGGUCUUUGAAGGACACAUGUCCAAAACUGGACAGAAGGUGGCCAUCAAGCGUCUGCCCUGCACCAACCCAGAAUGUAUGGAACUGUACCUGCAGGAGCUGUGGGCCAUGAGAGCCACGGCCCAGAACCACACCAACGUCAUUGCACUGCACAGCUGUCUGCAGCAGACGGGGCCCCGCAGCCUCAAGCCCCUGACCCCAGGGAAGCUGCCUACACCCCUGGUGGAGAGUGUCCUCAAGGGAACAGUGGUUGGAGCACAGCCAAGGCAAGACAGGAAGAACAGGCAGUCUAAGACCCUGAGGAGGAAGACCUGUGGGUCCAGACUGCAGGACAGGACCAACACUGUCCAGGCCAAGGCUACAGCAGAUGGUCCAACCCCACUGAGGCCUUCCAAAAGACCCAGGAAGGGCUGGGACCACAGCCAGGACCAGCAGGACCCGCAGGCUGGACCCCUGCAGGCCGGACCCCUGCCCUGCCUGGCCCUGUGGCUGGUCAUGGAGUACUGUGAUGGAGGAGACCUGAACCAGUACCUGCUGUCCAGACCUCCAGACGAACAGCACAACCACAGCGUGGUGCAGCAGCUCAGCAGCGCCGUGGCCUUCCUGCACCACCUGGGCAUCAUCCACCGAGACCUGAAGCCAGACAACGUGCUGGUGUGUGUCACCCACAAGGGCCCCGUUGUCAAGGUGGCAGACUUCGGUCUCAGUAAAAUGAGCGGGGCGGUGGACGACCUGAGCAGACAGCACUUCUCGUCCACCUGUGGAUCGGACUUCUACAUGGCUCCAGAGGUGUGGGGCGGAGUGGCCUACACGGCCCAGGCAGACAUCUUCUCCCUGGGGGUGAUGUUCUGGGCCAUCCUGGAGAGGAUCACCUUUGUGGAAGAAGGAACCACGCAGGAACAGCUGGGUGCAUAUGUGUCCAGAGGCCGCUGGCUCCUCCCCCUUGGUGAGGCAUUAUGGGAGAACUCAGAGCUGCAGCUGUGCAUUCCAAUGAGGUCUAAAAGGGCCCCCCCACUGCCCCCCCCAGGUCCGGCCCUGUGCCGCCUGCUGAUGGACAUGUUAGCCUCAGACCCGGACGCACGGCCCCACGCAGACCAGCUGGAGACCCGGGUCCACCAGGCCCUGGACCUGGACUGAGACCCGGGUCCACCAGGCCCUGGACCAGGACUAAAGCUGGAGACCCGGGUCCACCAGGCCCUGGACCAGGACCAGGACUCCAGCUGAGACCUGGGUCCACCAGGCCAUGGACCUGGACUAAAGCUGGAGACCCAGGUCCACCAGGCCCUGGCCCAAAGCUGGAGACCCGGGUCCACCAGGCCCUGGACCUGGGCUCCAGCUGAGACCCAGGUCCACCAGGCCCUGGACUAGGACUCCAGCUGAGACCGGAGAGACCAGUACCAUGGAAACAUGGACCCCCUGAAGUCCACCAGCAGCAUGUGAGCAAGGAGCACCCCCCCCCCCCCCACCAGCACCACAGACAUCCCAUAAUAUGAGGGAAGAAUAGAAUGGACUAAAGGGUUUGAAGUGAAGCUACAGCUGAGUUUAAAGUGGAAACACAAACAGACACAAGGACAGUUUCAAUGUAAAUAAAUGUAUAAAUCAAACACAUCUGAACCUGAACAUGUGGAACCGUUCCACUGUUCAGUCUGUUCUGAAAUGUUUGGUUCAUUUAGAGAAGAUUAAACCAACUGUUCUGAGUUCAAACUGAAAUGUUCAUAUUUAGUCUGUUCUGAAAUGUUUGGUUCAUUUAGAGAAGA
Molecule: messenger RNA, 1930 nt
Organism: Sphaeramia orbicularis (orbiculate cardinalfish)
Lineage: Eukaryota; Metazoa; Chordata; Actinopteri; Kurtiformes; Apogonidae
Product: serine/threonine-protein kinase pdik1l
Exons: 4
Coding region: 123-1310 (395 amino acids)
Biological process (GO): negative regulation of G2/MI transition of meiotic cell cycle; protein phosphorylation
Cellular component (GO): cytoplasm; nucleus
Molecular function (GO): ATP binding; protein kinase activity
Source: RefSeq, a predicted model, not a curated record